Cordyceps militaris CM01 is the source of this 11931-nucleotide messenger RNA. RefSeq names its product HECT protein. The coding region runs from base 1 to 11931 and encodes 3976 amino acids. Gene Ontology annotation, biological process: positive regulation of protein catabolic process; proteasome-mediated ubiquitin-dependent protein catabolic process; protein polyubiquitination. The transcript is spliced from 3 exons. Gene Ontology annotation, molecular function: ubiquitin-protein transferase activity. NCBI's taxonomy places the organism in Eukaryota, Fungi, Ascomycota, Sordariomycetes, Hypocreales, Cordycipitaceae. The record is from RefSeq and is a predicted model, not a curated record.
AUGGGCAAAAUUACAAAGGAGAUGCAAUCCAAGCAUCGCGAUACACUGUCUCUCUGGCUCAAGAGCUACGUCGAGGCCGCCUCCACCAUCUCCCUUCCGCUAUUGCCCCAACACCUUGCCACAUACCCGACGCGAUGGCCGUUCGGACGCGGAGACCUAUAUCAUUGGAUUCCUCUGCUGAAUCGCUUCGAUGCUAUUCUAGAGGCGUUUUGCGCCACCUACAGGCUGAAUCUUGGACCCCAAACCGACGACUUCGACGCCUACAUUCUUCGCAACCUCAGUGAGCAGGGAUCAUUUGCUGGUGAGAAGCAGUGGGAUGACCAAGAACUACAAAGGCUAGGCUAUAGCGAGGAGGGUGAUCGGGAACUUGUCGAAGCUGUCUUGAAAUUUUCCCGUUUGCUGCUCGAGCACUGCGGGAACAGGAGCAUCUAUGCGAGUAGCGCUCAUCUCAGUGAUCUCCUCAACAGCAAGACCCUAUCACUCCUGAUAUCUGCUCUCGAGGUUGGCUCCGAGCUUGCACAGAGAUAUCAGGCUUCAGUAAAGCGAAUCGGCAAUUCUUCUCGGCAUAUUAGUGCCGCACUCCUCGCUAACCACUACAACAUUGACCUCGAUCGCGUGCAGCAAAUCGCACAGGCCUUUUCCAAGAUGACCAUAUUGAACCUCGCCGACCCGAACCCGGCGGUGACACCGACUCCACGAUCCAAGGAUAAGUCCUUGGGGCAGUCUAAAAGUGCUCCAAAAUCGCAUGCCACGGAUUUGGUCGCUCUAGUCACGUCUGACGAUCAGCGCUGGGCAGACUGGGGCGAUGUGAAAGUACGAUAUUAUCCCAAAGAUGCCAAAUUGCCUCAUGAUGCGCCGACCGAAGCGGGUCGGUCGUCCCAGCCUUCCACACCGACACCUCUGCGUCGCAGCUCGACAGUCGCUGGUGUUCAGCCUACCCCCAAGGCUCGCAACCCCCACGUUGAGGAAUCAUCCCCCUUACUCCCACGUACGCCUGGCAUCGCGGAUGAGGCGGACGGAUCCUCUCAGAAGACCUUUGAUCUGCCACAGUCGAUAGUUGUCUCAUCCUCCAUGUCUCAACUGCUGGAUAAGCUCCCAAAGGACAUGACCGAUGCCUCCCAGUACGAAGCAUUUCAUCGAUUCAGAGUUGCGAAAGCUCUCACCGGGUCUCAAAAGUCUCGCCAAGAAAUACUUGGAGCUCGAUUGCUCGCCAUUACCAACUUGGCUUACAUUCAUACCGAGUCAAACUUUAUGGACAAGGUUCUCAGACAAGAUAUGGACGAGACUCGUCGCUACCAGCUCGUUUAUCAACUUGCUGAACUCAUUCACCCGUCGUCGGAUGGUAACGCGGAGGCACCGUUGUGGCUUCAGACAAUCUCCCUUGCGCUCAUGGAAGCCAUGUCUAGCUUCCCAUGCCGCUCUCAAGAUGUUCUAUCAGCGCUCAAUGCCAAUGUGAAUCACGGUGUUCUUCUUUAUGUUAUUCGCAAAGCUGUGGCUGGUAUGGAGCACACCAAUACUGAAGAUGAUGGCGAUCAAGUAACUGAGACUGAUAACUGGCGCAACAACCUCUUCUCCCUUACGCUGAACCUGUCUAUGGCCACUCGAGUUGGUAGCGAGAUGGCAUCUGCCGGUCUCAUGGAGAUUCUUGUUCACAUCUUGAACAUUCGCUCACCUGUAGCUGAGCGCCACCACUCGAUGGUUCUUGCGUUCCUGGACGGCCUCAUUUGGGCAUUUCCUCCUGCGUUUACUGCCUUCUUCACUGCUGACGGCCUUGAUGCGAUCUCAAAACUGGUUGUUGAUACUGUGGCUGAGGCAAAACGGCUGGUAGCAGCCUCCAAGGGUAUCACGCGAGAUCAUCAAUCGAGCGCCGUCGAUUAUGAGGUGCCAUACUAUCAGCAGCAGACUUUGAAGUGGCUCUUGAAAUUUAUUCACCGCGUCAUGUCCAACUCGUACAACUAUGGUGGCAACACAGAACGGCUGCUGCGAAACUUGGCUGAGAAAUCUGAUCUUCUUGCUAGCUUACGCGACAUGAUUAGGGAUAAGACGUCCUUUGGAUCUAUUAUCUGGACGAAUUCGGUUCUCAUACUGAGCGACUUCAUCAACAAUGACCCUACCAGUUACGCCGCAAUUUCAGAAUCUGGCAUGAUCAAGACGUACCUCGAAGCAAUCACUGGGCGAAGUAUUACCGAAGCAUCGCAACAAGACGAAGUAAGAGAAACAGAGCAAGGCUCAAACGAUGCUUCGGAAGGAUCUGACGUAACGGCCAUGAUUGAGAAGGAUCAGCGGCCACACCCGCCGACCGAAGAAAUGCUUCGCACAUCUAAACAUGGGGAUGUUGUCUCUAAAGGCAUCCUAGCAUCAUCCGAGGCGAUAAAUGUGGUACCACAAGUACUGAAUUCCAUCUCGCUCAACAAUUCUGGGAUGAAACUGGUGGUGUCAUCUCGCGCCUUUGAUAGCUAUCUGGAAAUUUUCGAGAGCCCGGAACAUGUCAGGUGCAUGGAACAAGACCCUGAUUUGCCCCAGGCUAUUGGUCAAAGCUUUGACGAACUUGCUCGUCAUCACCCUCCUCUUAGGACUGCCAUUUCAAACGCAGUCAUCGACAUGGUUGCGAAAGUUCGCUAUCUUGGAAUUCGCAAGGCAGAGCAAGACAGAUGGGGUGUUCGCCUGCUCGGCACUGACCACGAGGGGAAAAUUGUUUCCAUCGAUCAACAUGGCCGGGUUGCACAUGCAAACGAGACUCAUUCAACCCCGAUGCGGACCGGAGACUAUGAUGUCACUAUGCAAGACUCGGCGACUGCUAAAAUUGCUGGAGACAAUGCAGGCGAGACUGCCUUGAACAAGAAGCCAGAUACUGUUACAGCAUACAUUCAUGCCUUGGCCAACUUUCUUUCCGCAUACCUUUCAAGCACGUUUAUUAAGACUAACUUUGUCGAAAAAGGCGGCCUGGAGCUGCUUCUCGACAUCUGCGAGCUACCCAGCCUUCCUGCUAACUAUAGCGAGUCGCACGCGGCUAGGCAAAUGAACGUUGUGGUUGCGCAGCUUGUAGAGCAUGCUCCAGUACGAAGUCUGCCAUCUCUCUUGAGACGUACCCAGAACUCAAUCGAUAUUCUACGACCGCUGUCUCUGAAAACAGAAGCCCUCCCGCCAUAUUUUGGACCAUUUCUAUCGCCAAACCCGGAACUGCCGAGUCGCGAUCUUCCAGAGCCUCUGUUAUCAGGCACCAGAAUGGUCAAAGCUCUACUGAAUGCACAAACUUUCAUCAAGAUACUCGCUGACUGUUUCAACACAUCUCGAUCGAGCUCGGUCCAGUUCUAUCCAGUCAAUGCUUUUGAUUACUACUUGCAACUCAUUAAAUCAAUGGGCCCACUGCUUCGAGGUGUCCUUGCUGAAGAGGCCGGCGAACUGGCCGUUGUUCCACAGCACUGGUCCCUCAAGCGUGGUGGACCGACUACUGAAGGUGAAACAUCUGUCAGUAAUGCGGCUUUUGGCAACGGAAGUACAUCUUUGCCCGAUGUGCUGAGCAGCACGGGCUCUUGGAAGCCAGCUGAAGGGGUCGAGGCUCCAAAAUCGCCCACCGAAGAGGAACAAAAAACCCCUCGAUUCCAGAAUUACGAGAAUCUUAAGCUGCUUUUGCAUCCCAUGAUUCCUACGUCAUUCCCGCUAUUUCAAAGCAUCGGCAAAGCGUUGGUUCCCAGACGCGAGGUGACUCAUGGAGAUCCUUUCCCUAGACCCAGACACUUGGAGCUCGCAAAGGAGUUGGCAUCAACCGUGCUUGAUCAGUUGUCGCCUUCUGUUUCAACUCCUAAUCCAAGCGCCAAGGAAUUUCAUUUCUGGAUUAUAAUGAUGCAUACGAUCCACGAGAUGCUCAUUGAUCAUCAGCCUGGCAGGCAGUCUGAACGAGCAAAUGUCCACAUUAUCGUCCCUGUGCUGCUUGCUUUCAAGGAACAAGGAGGCUUAGAUGUGCUCAAUACCAUUCUCAGAAUUUUCACGAAGGCGGUUCGUCAGGGCUCGAAUGCCAGUCGCCCCGACGAACUCUCCAAGGCCAAGGUCGCAGCAUUUGGCCUAAAGAAGAUUCUUGAACUAUAUGCUCUGCUUGUCCAUGGAAAGUACCUGACGGAUACCAGCAAUCACUUCAAUCUUCAACGUCACACGGACAGAAACCAGGUUGUAUCCAACAUUUAUCAGCAAAUUGUCGUGGAAUUUCGCUGUGCCAUUUUGCCACCAAUGCUCGAACUUUGGGACUCAGCAUUUGUCGAACACGUUUCAGAUGAGACCGCGAAACGUAUCUUAGACAUUCUCAAGCUCAUUGGCACUGCCGAACAUGAACCAAGCUCGACACCCAAGGACAAGGCUCCUUUUGCGCUUCUCAAUUACUCCGACGUUCGCUUUGACUGGCGUCCUCUUCAUGGAAUCAUUAGUGACCUGUUGAACGCUGGAUUUGACAAAGAUCUGGUGCACGAAGCUGUUUUUCGUGCAAAUGGUAAUGUCUCUAAUGCUCGAGACUACUGCCACGCGCACAAAUCCGGUCUUGCUGGUCCCCGAAACCCCAUUCCCGCAGAGGACGCUGAUGUCAGCACGAAUCAGACACCAGAAUCAUCGAGGUCUCGACAACGGGCUCCCUCUACUGGAACUAGCGCUUCCGAGCCCGAUCGCAUGUCUUUGGAUACCUUCACAGACGGGUUGGAUGAUGACCGUCUCAUCGACGCAGGAGCUCACUCUCGAGAAGAAAGCGAGCAAACGACCGAAGAGGACCCCACGUCGACAAGCGAAGUCGCUCCUCGAGCUCAAUUCUCCGGCACCAAAGAGGAACUUGAUGCUUUGAGGUCUGAUCUUCGUUCCGACUUGAUUGACCACUCAUUGGAUGUUAUUCGCACCCACCCUGACUGUGCUAUUGAAGUAUCCGAGCUGAUUCAAAUCAUGGUUCUGCGGCAUCAAGACCAAGAAACCCAUGAGGAGGUUGGCACUGUACUUACCUCUGCCCUAUCGUCUUUGGCCCUUGACCCAGAGGAGAAAAAGAAAAAUGGCAAAUGCAUUGCUGCUUAUGCUCACCUGCUGGCUUUGCUGCUGCAGGACCAAGCUUUCUUCGACAACAAUGUGGACGGCUUGCGAGACAAGGUUGGAGAAUAUGUUGAUUUCCUCAAGGUUCCAUCUUCCAGUGCUGUUGAUGAACUGCCACCUUGGAUCCCUUACAUCUUGCUCGUGCUAGAAUCUCUCUUGUCACACGAUGAGCGACCAGUUGCAGCUCAGUGGUCAGCACCGAGGUCUGUUGACGAGCCUGUCCAGCCUGCCGUGGUUCAGCUUGGCGUUUCUCUCAUCAGUUAUCAACAACGCUUAGACAUUCUAGAAUCGCUGCUAGACAUACUGCCGCGUGUUGGAAAGCAGGAAACUCUGGCAACUUCCAUUCUGCGUGUCCUGGUCAUAGUUACCCGUCGACGUCUGCUUGCAAAGCACAUGGGAAUGAAGAGGAACCUCCAGCGCCUGUUUCUCAUGGCCAAGCAGUUGGCCGGGCACGGCUCCGAGAGAUUGAAGCAAAUUCGUGUGACGGCGCAUAUCAUUACCAUAUUGAGGCACAUUGUUGAAGAUGAGGAGACUUUACGACAAAUUAUCCGCGCAGAGAUCAAGGCCGGACUCCCUCACACCCAACGCAACAAUCGUGGAACUACAGACGUUUCUACAUACUUGCGAGAUCUUGCCCCCGUUGCCCUUCGGGCACCUGAACUAUUUGUGGAAGUCUCGAAUGAAAUGCUUCGAUUUUCUCGAUGGUCCCCUGCCGAAAGUGACACGGCAGGCAGAUUGAAUUCAGUGACGCUCAAGGACGAAAUCGGUGCCUCCAAUGAUUCUGUACCGCUUGCUGAAGCUGAAGGUAAUAAUGACCAGGCCAGUGUCGCGGGCACACUGAAUACUGCAGAUGAAGUCAAACCAUCUACUGAGCUAGCUGACAAGGAGAUGGCUGACGCCCCCAAAAUUGCGGACAACAAGCGCCCAGUUGUUGAGAAUCCAGAUGGUGUAGUUCAUUUCCUUCUUUGCGAGCUUGUGAACUACAGAGAAGUUGACGACAAGGAGUCAGCACAUGUAUCGAAAGACGCCCAACCGGAACUUGAUAUGAGCGACGCUGGCUCAGAACAACUCGAAAAAGAGGCGAAUACCGGCGAUGGCGGCGAUAAAAAGCAGACCAAGCCACAGUUUAAAUCUGAAGAGCACCCGAUCUUUGUAUACCGGUGCUUCCUGCUAAAUUGUUUGUCCGAGCUUCUCCAAAGCUACACACGAACCAAAGUUGAGUUCAUCAAUUUCAAGCGAAGCGCUCCUCCCGUUUCCACUGGAACCCCAAUCAAACCAAGAACUGGCAUUCUCAACUAUCUCAUAUACGAUCUACUUUGUCAGAGUAAUCUCGCUGGCACCGCGGAUAACAUCGCUGCGAAGAAGAAACUGGCUACCUCUGCACAGACUCAACGCGUGCUGGUUGCUUUGGUCUCUAAAACAAGCGAGAAGCGUGCAAACCAUAGUCAAGAAAAGUUUGCGUACGAUGACGAGCCAGAUUUACUCUUUGUACGCAAAUUCGUGCUUGACACACUUUUGCGAGCCUACGAAAGAGCUCCUCUAUCCGACGAACCACUGGAAAUCAGAUACUCUCGUAUGCAGUCCCUUGCAGAACUCAUGAUGCACAUGAUUGGCGACAGAGACAAAGACCAGCAUCGUCCAGGCGCCAGAAGCAUCGAGAAGAGCCAGUCUCGUUCUCAGGCACAAAUUCGUCGUCUCAUGUACGAGAAGGGCUUCUUGGACAAGCUCACUACCUCCAUCGCUGAACUCAGUUUGAACUACCCAGGCGUCAAGCGAGCUAUCAAAUAUAUUUUGCGGGUACUUCGGAUCCUGACUGACACAGCCAAAGAGCUCAGCCACUCUAAUCUGGUGCCGUCGGAUCCAGGUGCUGAGCAAAGCGAAGAAGAGUACGAUGAAUCGUCGUCAUCUUUGUCUGACCUUGAAGACGAUCGAGAAGAAACGCCUGAUCUGUAUCGUAACUCCGCUCUGGGGAUGCUUGAACCUCGAGAUGAAGAUGAUGAGUCUGAGUCCGAAGAUGAAGACGAGGACGCCGACAUGUAUGGUGACGAGUAUGACGAAGAGAUGGACUACGGGGACGAGGAAAUGUCUGAUGGCGAAGACGACAUUAGUGAUGACGACGAAGAGCUAGGCGAGAUGGGUGACAUUGAAGGCCUGCAUGGAGAACCUGGAGUCGUGGAAGUCAUAAUGGACGAUGACGACGAUGACGAGGAUGAUGAAGAUGAUGAAGAGAGCGACGACGAGGGCGAUUCGGCUGGCUCGGCUGACAUGGAAGAUAUGGAGGAUCGUGUGGAGAUCGUCGACGAGGAUGGAAACCCUAUUGACGACGAUUCUGCCUGGGAAAGUGACAGCGACAUGGAUGAAAAUGAAGAGCAGCCGACUGAAGACGUGGAAUAUGAGGCGGAGCAAGACGAGGCAGAGGCUCGUAUGCAUGGCAUGGGCCCAAGAGAUCUUCUUGAUAAUAUGGCACGCGCCAUCAUGGGUGACAAUGACGGAUACGGACACGAAAUCAUGGACAACCUCGAUGAGCAUUAUAUCGAUGAAGAUCAAGACGGUCUCGAGGAUGAUGAAGAGGAUGAGGAGGAAAUGGAAGAGGAAGAGUAUUUCGACGAAGACGAAUUCUACGCCCCCGAGGAUCAUCUUCCACAUCUGCCUUCUGGUGCAUGGGAUGCUAUCAACCCAGAGGUUGAUGACCGACACCGGCUACUGCUCCUGGAAAACAACCGUCGACCAGUGUUCACAAGAAUGGAAAACCGAGGCGGCCUUCCCACCCGGUUCGUGGGAACGCAGCGCGAUAGUGGCGACUUCAGAAGCUACUUCUCUCGCAUGCAGCGGCCCGCUGGACAGCAGAGCCACCCUGAAGAUGGGUCCAACCCCUUACUUCGGCGUAACGAGACUGAGAUCGAGAGUUCUUCGAGACCAGGCAAUUCAAACUCGUUCGGCCUUCGCUUGCCAGAUACUAUCUUCACCAGCGGCGGCCGUCACAUGAUUGACGGACCCAUGAGUUUCCUAGGUGAGCUAAUGGAAUUUUUGCCUAUGAUGGGUCGUAACAACAACGGCCAAGCGUUCCACGUCCAAAUAAGACCAGGUCACGGUGGUCAUCGUGGGGAGCUUGUGCCUACACGCCCUGGCAGAAAUGAUAGUCGACGUGAGGUCACUCAAGAGCCUCACCAAGCAGUUUCCUUCACCACGGAAGCAACGGUCAGCCGGUACAGCGAAGAAGCCAGAAUGAUUUUCGGAGCGAAUCAUGCCGUCGAGGCGGCCAAGCUCAGCAAUGCCAUCUGUGCUGCCCUGACCCCGGCAGCCGUUGAGCACCAAAAGAAAGUCAUGGCCGUUGAGGAAGAUAACCGCAAGCGGGCAGAGGAGAUCCGCAAAAAGCUUGAGGAGGAGCAGCAAGAAAAUGAAGCGAAAGAGGCCGAGGAACGUGCCGAGAAGGAGCGACAAGAGACCGAGCAGCGAGAACGCCGGGCAGCCCUCGACGCAGCUCCCGCAGUUGACGCAGACUCAGCGCGAGAGGCCGAGCAAAGCACUGCUAUGGAAGGCGUGGAGACGGCAAAUAGCGCAGAACUGGCGAACCAACCCGAAGCCAGCUCGGCGGCCGCAAGAGUCACAACGACACUGAGAGGAGAACAAGUCGACAUCACCGAGCUAGGCAUUGACCCCGACUACUUGGCUGCCCUUCCAGAAGAAUUUCGUGAGGAAGUCAUCGCGCAAACUGUCAGUGAACGACGCUCCCAGGCCCUCCAAACAGCCCCUGCAGGAGAAUCCACCGAAGUUUUCCAAGAGUUUCUUGAUGUUCUACCCGAGGAACUUCGCUUGGAGAUUGCACAGCAGGAGCGACAAGAACAGCGUCGGCGCGAAGGAAACCGAAGACAAGCCAGUAACGCUGGCCUGGCGCGCCCAACCGGCAUGGACACGGCUGGUAUAUUGCGUACUUUCCCACCCGAGCUUCGCGAGGAGGUUCUGCUCCAGCAAGGACAAAGUCUCAUGGACCAGCUGGCUCCCGAGUUGGCUGCUCAAAGCCGAACCCCUAACCAUACUGCCAAUCGACAGCGUGGCCCCGCCCAUCCUCCAGCCGGAAACAACCUGACUGCCGAGGCGAGCAAAGAUUCGGACAGCAAGGCACCCAGGCGUACGGUUGUCCAGAUGCUUGAUAAAGCCGGCGUGGCAACUCUUCUCCGGCUCAUGUUCAUUACACAACAAGGCUCUUUCCGAAACUAUCUGUUUGCAGUAUUCGCUGAUGUGUGUGAGAACCGACAAAGCAGAUUGGAGGUCAUCAGUACACUUCUUCAGAUUCUGCAAGAUGGUAGCACGGAUAUCAACGCUGUCGAGCGCAGUUUCGGCCAGCUAUCCAUUAAGGCUAAGCGAUUGAAGGACAAGGAGAGGGACAUUGAGCCACGUACACCGCAAAACCUCAAACGAACUUCAACCUCGUUGAGCGUCUCGAACACCGCCCAGACAAGCUCCGAGACCUCACCGCUGCUGAUUGUACAGCAAUGCCUAGAUCUACUUGUGGACCUUUGCGCUCGGAACCCUCAUAUUCCUUGGCUCUUUCUCACCGAACACGAAACAGUUGGUGCGUCGCUCCGUAAAGCCUUUGGCCGCAAGGGCAAGACCAAGGACUCCAAGGCCAACAAAUAUGCCAUCAAUGCCUUGUUGAUGCUCCUUGAUCGCGAACUCAUCACCGAGAGCUCUGUGGUCAUGACUCAUCUUGCUGAUCUCCUCAACCGAGUAACGCUGCCGCUCCAGAAUCUUGAGCGUCGACGCAGAGAGUCGCUAGACGCCGUCCCUGCCAAGACGACGGAAAAGCAGGGCGAUGAGCUGGCAAGUGGUGGCGUGCAACCGGGUACUGCAGCAGCUGGCAAUGCAAGCUCAACAAGUGACAAUGCGCAGAAAACUCAAAAGUCAAGCAAUACGCCCCAGAAGCGUUCUCGGCAGCUGCAACCUCCCAUUAUCCCCGAAGAGAACCUCACACUCGUGGUGAGGAUUUUUGUUGCAAGAGAGUGCAGCUCCAAGACAUUCCAAAACACAAUUGCCACGAUCAAGAAUCUUUGCGCAAUCCCAGGAACGAAGACCGUUUUCGGGCAAGAGCUUAUACAUCAGGCCCGUGCUCUGAGCGAAAAUAUUGUGACAGAUCUGAACGAGCUCUUGCCGCACAUUCUUGCAGCCAACUCCGGAACCGAGAUCCAAGGAGUUGCCCUCGCCAAAUUUUCUCCAGGAGCGUCCGAUCAGAACAAGCUGUUACGAGUACUUACCGCUCUGGAUCAUCUUUUUGAGCCAAAGAAGAAGUCGGGUCAAUCCUCGUCCGACAGCCUUGACGAUGGCAAGCAAGACUUGCUCACAUCUCUGUAUCACCAUCAAACUUUUUUGAGUAUGUGGCACAAGCUAAGCAGCUGCUUGAGCGCCAUCCGCCAACGGGAGAAUAUGCUCAGCGUUGCAACAAUCUUGUUACCUCUUAUUGAGUCUCUCAUGGUUGUUUGCAAGAAUACUACGACCAAAGACGAUACAGUUCCCAGUCAGCAGCCUGGCGAAGAGCCAUACCCCAGUCCUGCGGUCGAGUCGCAAACCGCCAGCUUGUUCUUCUCCUUUACGGAAGAACACCGCCGUAUCCUCAAUGAACUUGUUCGCCACAGCCCCAAGCUCAUGUCCGGUACAUUUGCCCUGCUAGUCAGAAACCCCAAAGUCCUCGAAUUUGACAACAAGCGCAAUUACUUCAACCGCACUGUGCAUUCUCGGGCCGCGCACGGCCAGAGCCGGCCAUCGUACCCUCCUUUGCAACUAUCCGUCCGGCGCGAAUCCGUGUACCGCGACUCAUUUGCCAACCUCUAUUACAAGAGCGGAGACGAGAUCAAGUAUGGCAAACUGAAUAUUAGAUUUGGUGGCGAAGAGGGCGUGGAUGCCGGCGGCAUAACGAGAGAAUGGUUCCAGGUCCUCGCGAGACAAAUGUUCGACCCGAACAACGCCUUGUUCAUUCCGGUUUCUUCUGACCGAACAACAUUCCACCCCAACAAACUCAGCAAAUUCCACUUGAAUGAAGACUCCAACGCCGGUGAAAGCACCGACAGCAUUCAUUUCAAGUUUAUUGGCAGGAUCAUCGGCAAAGCCUUGUACGAAGGGAGACUCCUGGACUGUUUCUUCAGCCGUGCCGUCUACAAACGCAUUCUUGGCAAGUCUGUGUCCGUCAAAGACAUGGAAUCUUUUGAUCCUGACUACUACAAGUCCCUCUGCUGGAUGCUCGAGAACGACAUUUCUGAUAUCAUCACGGAGACAUUCUCGGAAGAGGAGGAUGAAUUUGGCGUAACGAGAAUUGUCGACCUCGUUCCAAAUGGUCGUGAGAUUCCCGUCACCGACGACAACAAACAGGAAUACGUUCGCCUCGUUGUCGAGCACCGUCUGCUGACGUCAGUGAAAGACCAGAUGGAGAGCUUUCUAAAGGGGUUUCAUGAGAUCAUUCCCGCGGAGUUGAUCUCCAUCUUCAAUGAACAAGAACUCGAGCUUUUGAUCUCUGGUCUUCCUGACAUUGACACUGAUGAUUGGCGCAGCAACACCGAAUACCACAACUACUCCCCAUCGUCCCAACAAGUCCAGUGGUUCUGGAGGGCAGUGCGCUCCUUUGACAAGGAAGAGUUGGCCAAGCUGCUCCAAUUCGUCACCGGAACGAGCAAAGUUCCACUCAAUGGCUUCAAGGAGCUAGAGGGCAUGAACGGCAUCAGCCGUUUCAAUAUCCACCGCGAUUAUGGCGACAAAGACCGCCUCCCCACAUCUCACACUUGCUUCAAUCAGCUUGAUCUCCCGGAGUACGACAGUUACGAUGUACUACGUGCCCAGCUUUACAAAGCUAUCACGGCCGGAAACGAAUACUUUGGUUUUGCCUAG